This is a messenger RNA of Vanessa atalanta (red admiral), 1274 nucleotides long. RefSeq lists its product as uncharacterized. Bases 28 to 1134 code for a protein of 368 amino acids. The record is from RefSeq and is a predicted model, not a curated record. The transcript is spliced from 2 exons. NCBI's taxonomy places the organism in Eukaryota, Metazoa, Arthropoda, Insecta, Lepidoptera, Nymphalidae.
CAUAACUACAGCAAAAAUAGAGCAACAAUGCCGACACACUUUGCAAUUUCAUUGUUUGCAAUAUCCAAUGCCUACGCUAUAAGAAAUAAAUUAAAUUUUUAUGAUAUUGAAAUAAAUGGAACGACAAAUGAUUCGUUUUAUACAAAUGACACAAUCGAAGAUCGUAGUAAUUUCCAUACGUUAAAUUACAACAAUAUGAGUAGUAUAGAAUUGUACACAAACUUUGUACCCUUUCUAUUAAAUAUAUCAAUGAAACUCCUUAAAAAUGUUCACGAAAACAUUAAAAAUUAUUACGAAUUGAACACUGAAGAUAUAAAAAUAAUCGAAGCCGCAUCUGGAUCAAGUAACUUAGAAUAUCAAUCAAUGUUGAGAGAAAAUUUAAACAAAAUGAAUAGAAUGAAAUAUACCUCCCCCGAGAUUUUAUUGUUAGAUGUAACAGAUUUCUCCAACUAUUUAUUACAAACACUCAUAGAGAGUCGACUCCACAAAGCGAGUGAUAAUUUAUUACAACCAAGUAAAUGGUAUAAGAAUAUACUCAAGUACAGUAUUUUGCGACAGCAAAUGAAAAUAAUUAUCAAUGAAAUAGAAGUCAACAUAUGUUAUAAAUUUUCUUUAUGUGUUCAAAAGUCUGAUUAUACCGAAUAUUUAAUUGAAUGGUUACGUCACCUUUUCAACGCGGAUAACGUUAAAUUAAAGUCAUUUUUUCAUGCAAUAUCAAAUUUACUGUACAAGAAUAUGUUCGGAAUUAAAACAAAUGCAAAGUUUCGUCAGAAAAUAGGAAACAUUUUAAAAUCUGAUUCAUAUUAUCAACGAAGCUUUGUCGAUAUUCUGGACGAAACUUUGUCGGAGCAUGACAUAAUAAAAAUUGUAAAUGAGGAACUACGUAAAUUCGUCAUUCUUUUAAAAGAACUGUUCAAAGUUAUCGACGAAAAUUACCAAUUGAACGAUUUGAAUGACAGUAAAUUAGAACAUUUUUCUAAGCAAUUUUGGCUGUGGAUUGACAAUAAAAAUAUAGACAUAAGACCAGUACUAAAAGAUGUUGCCGACAAUAUGUUGCAAAAUGUACGAAUUUGGCCAAUUGAUGCUCAGAACAAAUUGGAUAACAUCUGGACAAAAAUAUUAACUUUAGAAUAAUCAUUUAACUAAAAUUGUAUAACCACAAAAUAUAGUUAGAUCUUAUUUGUAUUAAUGCGAUUGGAUUAUUUCAAGAAAAUAACCGCAUAGAAUAACAGAAGAACAGAUGAGACCCACUUUUAUACAACAAUCAUAAAAGU